Abrus precatorius (Indian licorice) is the source of this 825-nucleotide messenger RNA. Its product is annotated as mitogen-activated protein kinase kinase kinase 17-like. Gene Ontology annotation, biological process: protein phosphorylation. The transcript has a single exon. The record is from RefSeq and is a predicted model, not a curated record. The coding region runs from base 1 to 825 and encodes 274 amino acids. Gene Ontology annotation, molecular function: protein kinase activity; ATP binding. Lineage: Eukaryota; Viridiplantae; Streptophyta; Magnoliopsida; Fabales; Fabaceae.
AUGGUUAGGUGGGUGAGGACUAAGGUUCUGGGGAGUGGUACCUAUGGCACUGUGUAUCAAGCUAUUUGUGAGGGUUAUCACAAGCCCAUAGCUCUCAAAACUACAGCACUAAGCUCGUCAGAAACGUUGGAGAAGGAGAACAAAAUUUUGGACGCUUUAUUUGGUUGCCCAGAAAUCAUUAAUUCACAUGGCACAGAGAUCACGUGCGAGGAUGGAAUCAUAGUCUCCAAUCUCAUGAUGGAGUACGCCCCUUAUGGCACUCUCGGUGACCUUAUCAAGAAAGGGCCACUCAUGGAAACAAGGACUACCAAAGUGUACAUACAAAUGCUUUUGAGAGGGCUUUCAUUCAUGCAUCAAAGGGGUUACGUUCAUUGUGAUCUCAAACCCGAUAACAUCCUCAUGUUUCCACCUUAUAAGUAUCAUGAUCAAAGGUUUAAUCAACUGAAGAUUGCGGACUUUGGAUUGUGUAAAACUCCUGAAGAGAGUUUGAAUGAGGAGGACUGGAAGUUCUCUUUUAGGGGGACUCCUUCUUACAUGUCACCUGAAUCCAUCGCAUGUGGCCAAAUUGGACCAGCAUUGGAUAUAUGGUCUUUUGGGUGUGUAGUUUUAGAGAUGUUCACUGGCUACUCCUGGUGGGUUAUGGAACAUUGCUCUCUAGAGGACAUAAUGGUUAGGGUUGGGAUCAAUAACGAAGCACCAAGCAUUCCUAGUGGACUCUCCUCUCUAUGCAAAGACUUCUUACAGAAGUGCUUUAUCGCCAACCCUAAUGAAAGGUGGACUGCCGACAUGCUUCUCCAUAAUCAUCCUUUCACUCAUAUCUGUUAG